UUAAAAAUGAUAACGGUAUUUUUCUGAAUAAUUUUCAAGGAUUUAAUUAAUUUUAUUUAGAGAAUCAUCAAUUAUACUUUCAAAUUGAUUUUUUCAUCAUUCUAUAGAGAUGGAUUCAUUUAAUAGAUCUGGGAUCUAGAAAUUGUAUGUCGUAAACUCGUAAUCAUGAUGGCAUUGCUCAAGUUGUCAAAUGAAGACAGAAGACAGAAAAAGGAAAUUUUGAAGAGUUUUGAAUUUUCAUUUUUAAAUCAGUCAUAAUUAUUCUGUUGGAUAAUUAUAAUUUAGUGUAAAUUCAAGUGUGAUAAAUGUGCUUUGUUAGUUAGUUCUAGUGAAAAGUGUGCAAACAUUCAGUGUUAGAAAUGGACGGCGGAUUUGGAAAUUACUCCUCCCAAAUGAAUAAUGGAAUGGGGAGGGAUCAACAGAAAGAUCCAAAAAAAUUGGCGCAAACCAUUGGAUCAAGUAUUCAAAAAAUUUCUCAAAAUGUUCAUUCAAUGAAGAAGAUGGCUAAUUUGAUGGGGAGUGCUCAGGACACCCAAGAUAUGAGGGAUCAGUUGCAUCAAAUUCAACAUUACACGAAUAAUCUAGCUACAGAUACUGGCGCUCAUUUGAAAGAAUUGCAGCAGAUUUCCUUCCAACGCAGUGUUUCAGAACAGAGAGAAUUGAAGAUGCAGAGGGAACGGCUGCAAGACGAGUUCACAGAAACUCUGAGUGCUUUCAAAGAAAUACUGGCGAAAACCUACGAAUGGGAGUGCGACGAAAUGAAGAAGAAUCGCGCCAAUUCUGGCCUUGUUAGCGUUGCUCCUCCUCCGUCCGUUAAUUCAAAAGAUUUGUUUGGAGAGAGCAGAUUUGGCGAUGAACAGCUGAUAGAGUUGCAGGACAAUUGGCCGAGCUCUGGCAACAGCAGGCAGGCGCAGAUGCAGGCGCAGGCAGAUGAUGCCAACCUGCAGAUGAUGCAGCAGCAAGAAGCUGCCAUACAACAACUCGGGAAAGAAAUUAUUGGAGUGAAUGAACUAUUCAAAGAGCUGGGAGCACUUGUUCAUGAUCAAGGAGAAUUGGUUGACAGUAUAGAGGCCAGUGUAGAAAAGACAGAAUACAAUGUUUCCCAAGGAACGUCACAACUUAGGCAAGCUAGUGAAUUAUCGAAUAAACUCCGGAAAAAAAGAUGCUUCAUGUUUCUGAUACUAGCUGGUAUACUGGCAUUCCUAGUACUUAUUAUCUACUUAGGAUCAUAAAAUGUAAUCCAACUUUUUCGUUUGAAAAGCGUAUUGUAUAUAAGAAGAAAGAAUAUAUUUUAUACAUGAAUUAUUUUAAAUCAUAGUAUUGUUGAAAAAUGCUGGUUAUUCUGGGAAUGAUUCUUAUAUUGAUCAUUGCUGUUGUUGUAUAUAAUAGUUCCGUACCAAUCAGGUUUUUUUUUAACCUGACGAUGGUGUAAAAUCAUGAGAAAUUUUCUCAUCAAUAGAACUUCUAUUUAUUACUCAAAAUCAUUCGUAAAUAACACUUCACUUUUAUAGUAUCCGAAAUUCCAAAACUACACUAUCUAUUUGAUUAUUCAAUCCAAUUCAUCAGUUAUAAACUAGAUACCUCCUAAUGUAUAUAUGUAAUUCAUUUCAAUAUUGGGAAAUAUUAUUUUCAUGAAUCACAAUGUCAAUUUAGUGCUCAAUUAACAGUGAGCAAAAUAUCUCUAUUUGACAGAAUCAAUCUUGAGUGCAUAGAAUUAAAAUCUCUUUUUCUCAACUAUUCUAUCAUUGUAAAGACAAAAAAAAUCAAAUUAAACCCAUAUUUGUUCUAAACUACCUAUUUAGGAACAAAACAUAAUGAAUCCUCAUGCCAAAAUGAAUUCCUGCAUUCGAUGAAUUUGAAUAAUAUACAUUAUUUCAGUUCGUUUGUUUACAAUGAAUCAUUUUAUUUUUGAAUGUUCGCUUCUAGAAAAUAGGAGAUUGCGUUUUUAAAUAUGUUAUGUUUUAAAAGUUAUUAUGGGUUUAAAACCUGGUUAUUUCUUGACUGACUAGGAGCUUCAAGAAUAAUUAAGUAAUUCUAAUUAGAAACUUAUCCAAAAAUCACAGUUGAGGCAAUAUUUUUAUAGGGUUUUUCGUCUACUGAAUUGUGCUGACUUUAGAAAAAAAACCUUGAUAGGUUUUAGAUAAAGUCUUGAUAUGUCUACUAUUGAUUUAUGGAGGAUAGAUCAUAAGAAUCAUAUCAUUCUAUUAGAUAUUAUCAAAUUAAUAUUAUUUUUAUGUAAUCAAAAUGCUGUUAACAAAUGAAAAACUGAUUGAAUGAAUGAGGAAUGAGCCCUGAAGUAUCUUAUUACCUCUUAAUAUUAAAAUUGCGAAAGUGCUGCUUCUACCUUUGGAACCAAUGGUCUAAAGAAUUACAUAUUCAACCCAUUACUACAUUUUCAAUAUAAGGGAACCAGCUUUACCAUCUUUAAUAAAAAUGACACUCGAAACAUUAACAAAGAAUUACGAGUUGCAGUUCAUUUUCAAGAGAACUUACGUUCUUAUGAAUAAUUGUCUGCAAGUCGUUAUCCAUCGCAUAUUCAAGAUGAUUAUGAAUUGAUAAUAUUAUGGAUUUAUGAGUUUUUCAAUUUUCAUGCUAUCAAAAUAAAAAAGUCCGACUGAGUCACUGUCAAUGUUCUAGAACUGUUCCAUAAUGAAGUAAAAACACACAUAAUAUGUUUUUGUGUGUUUUUAUUUCAUUAAAAUAAAAAAGGGUUCUUGGGAAAAAAAUUGAGUUAUGUGCUCCCAGAGCUCAAAUUUUUGGGACAGAUCAUUUCAAAUUCGGCAAGAGAGAAAUUCAUGACAUUUUGAGGACAAAUUCUUCAUGGUAUUGUUGAUUGUAUAAAACAAAAUCCUUGCGCCUCGUAUAAUGACAUUUUGAUUACUGAUCCCAUCGGACUUUACUCGUUGAUUACAAAAAUUAAUAAUGGUAGCCAAUUGAGUUGAAAGUAGUAUUUAUAACACGGGCAUUAUUUGAUUCAAUAAAUUUAUAUUACUGUACUGGAAAUUUGACAUAUUAGUCAAGUUGUAAUAAUCGAUUAACCAACAUGUUAUAUGAACAUUAUUUCUAGCUAUAUAAUUGUAACUUACUAAGUUAUUUCGAAUAGCAUAAUAAUAUCACUUAACCGUCCUAUGAUAUCAAUAAUAAAGAUAAUCUGAAAUUUAAAUCCUUUUAUAGAUUUUUCUCUCUUCAUCAACUCGGUAAAACGACAUAAUUCAGUAAUAAAUAAAUCUUCAAAAUGUAUUUAAUCUUCAAACCCAUCAAGAAUUCUUAAAUGUAAGAUUUCAAUAUUGAAUACCGUAGCAUAUUUUCCAAUUCAGGAAAAUUUCAUUCUAUAGUUUAAACAUGUAAGUUUCAAAACAAUUUUAUAUUUAGACGUUUAAUGUCGCUGUUCCCUAUAGUGGUGCUCAACUGUGGUUAUUUUAUUUUAUAACCGUCACAAUCAUCAUCAAUUGGCGAACUGGGCUAUAUUUACUUUUAUUUUCUAAUAAUUAAAACAUUUUUACUUUCAAUCAGAUAUUAGAAUAUUUCUGCUCUUGUUAAUAACUAUCCAAUAAUUAGAAUCACUUAGUGGCCAUAUAUUGUGGAAUAAUAUUCAUCUCAAACGUUUUAUGAUAAAGUAAGAAUGAAAUUCAAACUUCAAAAUAGAUUUCAUGCUUUAUAAAGAGUUUUAUGAUAUUUUUCAAAUGAAAUACAUUUUUUAGAUAUGUUUUUGGUAAGAAUUAAAGAAAAUCUUUCAGGCAUAAUAUGUAUUUGACUAUUAAGAUUGAAUUGUUCCAAGAUCUCAUAAGUUUAUUCCCAAAACAAGCUUGUACUUCAGAAACAACUAUUACAAUAGAUAAAAUAGAAGUCUCAUUCCAUUUAGGUUAAUUUUAUCACAUAAAAUUACAGUGUUCUAUUUAUCAACACUCAAAUAGAAAUGUCUAGAUCUAGAUUCUAGACUGUUGAUGUCAACCACAAAAAUGCAACCAUAUUGUAAUAAUUAUUUCUAAUAAUUUCAAUUGAUAUUAUUGUAUUACUAAAAAGUAAAAAAUAUUCUCACAUACAGUACAGUACCUACUUUCUAGUGUAAUUAUUAUGUAGAAACUCUUGUAAAUAAUAAUAGACUUCAAAAACUAUAAUAUUGAAGUAUGCAGUUGUGCAUUAAUAUGUUUUUACAUUGGUUUUAGAACUAUUUUUAUCAAUCCAAUCAAACUAUAAUAGUAUUACAAUAAUUCAUGGUAUUUUAAAUAAUAACAUUUCCCAAUCCAAGUAACUAUAAAUUGUGUUGCACAUUAUUAUUGGUUAGUUCUAACAUUUUAGUCAUGUAUUAACAACUUUUACUGUUGAAAUCAAUGAAGCCGUAUCUUACAACCUAAUUGAGACCAAUCAAUGUUAAAAGAAAGAUUAAAUACAAAUUUAGUAGUAACUUGUCUCUUGAUCACCAAAAUAAUAUUAAACAAAUAAUCGAUACUCCAUAUAAUGAAUCAUUAUUUUAUGCAUACCUUGUUACGUUAUUAAAAUAAUAUAUUGUUAUUUCACUAAUAAUAUAUUUGUUAUUUUGUUAGUCUGUGAGUCUGAUAUUGUUUAGAAUAUAUACCGUAUAUUAAAAUCUCUUUUAUGCACCAUA
Nilaparvata lugens (brown planthopper) is the source of this 4606-nucleotide messenger RNA. It is a transcript of the gene Syx7, whose product is annotated as syntaxin-12. Gene Ontology annotation, cellular component: SNARE complex; endomembrane system; synaptic vesicle. Gene Ontology annotation, biological process: intracellular protein transport; vesicle fusion; vesicle-mediated transport. The transcript has 8 exons. Gene Ontology annotation, molecular function: SNARE binding; SNAP receptor activity. The record is from RefSeq and is a predicted model, not a curated record. Bases 360 to 1232 code for a protein of 290 amino acids. Lineage: Eukaryota; Metazoa; Arthropoda; Insecta; Hemiptera; Delphacidae.